GUCCACUACUUUGACACAGCAACAGCACUACUAUAAUUUCGAUCGUGUUUACUUCUCAUCGUGUUAUUCAGCUUUGUAAUAAUGGCUAACUACGGCGCGAUGCUGCUGUUGGCCGUUGUCUCUCUGAUGGCUGGACAGGUCAUGGGUGGACCAAUGGGCUCGUCUUCUUCUGCAUACUACACAACUCCGGCGUCUUACUACACCACGACGUAUGCAGCCCCCUCUUACUACACCACAAAGGCGCCCGAGUACUAUACCACAACACGUGCUGCUCCUAACUACUACACCACUAAGGCUCCCGAGUACUACACCACGACCUAUGCAGCUCCAACAUACUACACCACAAAGGCGCCCGAGUACUACACCACGACCUAUGCAGCUCCGGCCUACUAUACCACAAAGGCCCAUGAGUAUUACACCACAACGUACGCUUCUCCGUCUUAUUACACUGAGGCCACGAAAUAUUACCCUGCGCCGAGCUACACAACGACUGUGUCGUACUACACAACGACAGAGGCGCCCAAGUACUACGUGGCUCCAACAUACCACACCGCAGCUGCCCCGUCUUACUACGCUGAGCCGACAUACUAUGCUGAAGCCCCCAAAUCCUACGCUGCACCAAGUUACUACACAACAGCUGCUCCUUCGUACUACGUGGAACCUACAUACUACACCACAACUUAUGCUGCCCCGUCUUACCACACAGAGGCUCCUCAAUACUACAACAGGAAGGCGGCUGAAUAUUACACCACGACUUACGCCGCUCCAGCCUAUUAUAGUGAGGUUCCGCAGUACUACACUACAAAGGCUCCCGAGUACACAACAUAUGCUGCGCCAAGCUACUAUACCGAGCCUCCCAUGUACUACACCACAACAUACGUCGCUCCAGUUUACUACACCGAAGCUACCAAAUAUUACUCAGCCCCAAGCUACUACCAGACUGAGGCGCCACAAUACACCACCACGUAUGCUGCUCCAGUUUACUACACCGAAGCUCCUGAAUACUACACCACAAAGGCUCCUGAAUACUACACGACUAAAGCCCCGGAGUAUUACACACAGAAGGCUGAAUACUAUACCACAACAUACACUGCCCCGGCUUACUACACUGCAGUUCCCAAGUAUUACCAGACUGGGGCUCCUGAAUACUACACUACAAAGGCUCCUGAAUACUACACUACAAAGGCUCCUGAAUACUACACUACAAAGGCUCCUGAAUACUACACUACAAAGGCUCCUGAAUACUACACUACAAAGGCUCCUGAAUACUACACUACAAAGGCUCCUGAAUACUACACUACAAAGGCUCCUGAAUACUACACUACAAAGGCUCCUGAAUACUACACUACAAAGGCUCCUGAAUACUACACUACAAAGGCUCCUGAAUACUACACUACAAAGGCUCCUGAAUACUACACUACAAAGGCUCCUGAAUACUACACUACAACGUAUGCUGCUUCGAGCUACUAUUCCGAGACCCCCAAGUACUACAGCACUACCUACGCUGCCCCGGCUUAUUACACCGAGGCUCCGCAAUACUACACGACGAAAGCCCCGGAGUACUACACCAAGAAAGCAGAAUACUAUACCACAACUUACGCAGCUCCAUCUUACUACACUGAGGCUCCCCAAUACUAUACUACAAAGGCCCCCGAGUACUACACCACACCGUAUGCUGCACCAAGCUAUUACACUGAGCGUUCAAAGUAUUAUUAAUCGUAAAAAUACGUUGACCGUCAAGCUCAAUAGUUAAAAAUAAUUAUCUUGUUUUAUUAUUUGCUGUCCUCGUUCCAAAAUGAGUAUUUCCCUGCAUUGUAUUUAUGCAAUAACUAGUCGCACCAUACGCAUGUGGUUUAUAACUGAAGUAUUGAAUACAGCUAUUAUGUCGUUGCUCAA
This is a messenger RNA of Daphnia carinata, 1896 nucleotides long. RefSeq lists its product as uncharacterized. The transcript is spliced from 2 exons. The record is from RefSeq and is a predicted model, not a curated record. NCBI's taxonomy places the organism in Eukaryota, Metazoa, Arthropoda, Branchiopoda, Diplostraca, Daphniidae. Bases 82 to 1716 code for a protein of 544 amino acids.